This is a messenger RNA of Peronospora farinosa, 1029 nucleotides long. Lineage: Eukaryota; Oomycota; Peronosporomycetes; Peronosporales; Peronosporaceae. The record is from the annotation of a GenBank genome assembly.
AUGCUUUCAACUUCGCUCACGAAUGUCAUGUCCGGUUCCGUCGUGUGGCAGAAAGAACGCUCAACGACUGCAUUCCACCCAUUGGCACUUAGCGCGUGUCGGAAUCUCCUUGCAUUGAGUGUUCAAAAGGAGGAAAUACCUGAAAAAGCAGGCGUAAAAUUACUCGUGGGUGCUGGCGUUUGCCUCACAUACGAGUUUGCAUUGGGUCAUUACCUUGAGUUUAUUAAGAUUAUGAAGCAGACAAAGCCGCAGUUUUCAUACGUGCAAUUGACCCAAGAGAUUAUGCACACGAAAGGUCUCGUCGGUAUUUGGGACGGCUUCUUUCCAUGGGGUGCUCUUCAGGGAGUGGCAAAGGGAUCCGUCUUUGCCUGGGGCCAUUCCAUUGCCCGUACAGCACUUACUCCUGUUGUUCAGAACGACAAGAUUAGCAAGGGCACGUCCGAGGUCAUUGCAGGCGGCAUCGGUGGUGGGUUCCAGGGUUUCGUGCUCAGUCCCACGCUGUUACUCAAGACGCGCGUGAUGACUGAUCCCAUUUUUCGCGAGCAAAUGACGCCGCUCGAAACCAUGUCGCGCUCCAUGCGCGUUGGUGUCAAGGUCAUCCGCAAGGAAGGCGUGGCAGCGCUGAUGAAAGGAUCGGGCAUCUUCUCGCUCAAGCGAGUGGCCGACUGGUCCACACGUUUCUUCUUUUCAGUGAAGGCUGAAAAUAUAGUGUACAAACGCGGCAAUCCCGACCACGUGCUCACAACUAGCGAGCAGGUCAUCUCGUCAUUACUGGGUGGUGUGGUUAGCGCCGCGGUGACGCUGCCUAUGGAUGUGCUGGUUGCUCAGAUUCAGCAGGCGUCCAAGGCCGGUGAAAAGGUAUCGGCGGUAAAACUGUUCCAGCAGCAAUACCGUACGGGUGGUAUUAACAAGGUGCUAGCAUUUGGCACGACUGGCUUUGUGGCACGAUUUAUCCACGCCAGUUUCACGACGAUGAUUAUGAAGACAGCUACGAGCGUGGUAUACGACAUGGUCGAGGGCCGAAACUAG